AGGGGGAGCAAACACACAUGCAUUUUGCUCAAGGGGUGUAAGUGCAACAUAUUACAUUUUCCGGCGAACCCUUUAAUCACCGGCUACCGUUAUCAAGAUAAACAUUCCAUGCACCUAUGUCACUAUCAUCACCGGAUUCCCACAUCCCCUCUAUAUGUGACUAAUUCUGAUCCGACAAGUAUCAUCGUCAAUGGCUACCGAUAAUGAAUCGCCGGAGAAUAAUCCAGGACUCCGCAAUGGUCCGCAAGCUGAAGAAACAAAGAGCUACUUCGUGCAACAAACGAUGUACCGAAUUAAAGAUCCAAAAGUCAGUCUUAAGUUCUACUCAGAAACACUCGGAAUGUCGUUGCUUAAAAAACUGGAGUUUCCUGAUAUGAAAUUUAGCUUGUAUUUUCUGGGUUAUGAGGACACCUCAUCCGCUCCUUCUGAUCCAGUCGAACGUACUCAAUGGACAUUCAAGAAACCGGCCACCAUUGAGCUUACAUACAACUGGGAUACUGAAAAAGAUCAUAGAUUCCAAGGAUACCACAAUGGGAACUCGGAACCACGAGGAUUUGGACAUAUUGGUAUAACAGUUGAUGAUAUACACAAGGCGUGCAAAAGAUUUGAGAGUCAUAGCGUUCAAUUUAUCAAAAAGCCUGAUGAAGGGAAAAUGAAAGGGAUUGCAUUCAUUAAAGAUCCUGAUGGUUACUGGAUUGAGAUAUUUGACAGUAAAAACAUUGAUAAUGUAGCAAAUGCUGCUGGGACAAGAUCCUUAAGAAAGGGAUGAAUACAUGCCAAGAUCGAUCAUUGCGCGGACUAUAAAAUAAAAGAAAUGGAAGAAAAAAUAGAUUAAUAUAUCGAACUUCAGAUAUAUACACCUACUCCUUGGUGUUUGCAGGAUAUGUGGCUUGUAAUAAUAAACUGAAGUCUUGGUAAGAAAGUAUACUUAUGUAACCAAAUGUUGUAUUAAACUAUGUAUUUGGUGCUAUAUGUCUUGAAUUCUGGAUCCAUAUUUUUAACAA
Messenger RNA from Helianthus annuus (common sunflower), 1004 nucleotides. RefSeq names its product lactoylglutathione lyase. Gene Ontology annotation, molecular function: metal ion binding; lactoylglutathione lyase activity. Lineage: Eukaryota; Viridiplantae; Streptophyta; Magnoliopsida; Asterales; Asteraceae. The record is from RefSeq and is a predicted model, not a curated record. The transcript has 9 exons. The coding region runs from base 191 to 769 and encodes 192 amino acids.